AUGCCUUCUCUCAAGAGUCUCAUUCUCCUGGUCAUCCCCGCGGCUGUGGCCGAGAUGCAAAUUGGCACAACCACCGAGUUCCGAGAAUGUUCGGUGAACCCACGGCCAAUCUUCGCGCAGACAUGCAUUGGGUUCAAUUCCACGGGAUCCACGAACUUCACGAGAGGCGUCGGAUGUCGCCAGUACGGAAACACCCUCUGCAACGGAAACUACACCACGUCCGGCUACCGCAGCGGAUGUUUUGAGAACAUCCGUUUCCUGCAGUCGUUCGGGACUACAUCUGGGGGGCUUUACUGUUUUGCGAGUUAG
Molecule: messenger RNA, 309 nt
Organism: Aspergillus heteromorphus CBS 117.55
Lineage: Eukaryota; Fungi; Ascomycota; Eurotiomycetes; Eurotiales; Aspergillaceae
Exons: 4
Coding region: 1-309 (102 amino acids)
Source: RefSeq, a predicted model, not a curated record